Messenger RNA from Staurois parvus, 264 nucleotides. NCBI's taxonomy places the organism in Eukaryota, Metazoa, Chordata, Amphibia, Anura, Ranidae. The record is from the annotation of a GenBank genome assembly.
CAGGGGCGGACUGACCAUUUGGAAACCCGGGCGCUGCCCGAGGGCCCGGGUUCAGUAGGGGGCCCCAUGAGAUGUCCCUGGUACCUUUUUCAUAGGUUUUUUUGAGUUUGGGCAAGGACACAGGGGCCCCAUGAUCCCCUAUUGCCCGGGGGCCCCAUGAGUUGUCAGUCCGCCCCUGCUUUCCGAAUUGGUGUCACUGUAAAUAUUUUUCUACUUCCAAGGCCUGGGUAUUGUUUUUCCUUAUCACAUCUCACAUGGGUUGUA